Messenger RNA from Saccostrea cuccullata (small rock oyster), 1293 nucleotides. RefSeq names its product dnaJ homolog subfamily B member 9-like. The transcript has 5 exons. Bases 99 to 908 code for a protein of 269 amino acids. Gene Ontology annotation, cellular component: endoplasmic reticulum. Lineage: Eukaryota; Metazoa; Mollusca; Bivalvia; Ostreida; Ostreidae. The record is from RefSeq and is a predicted model, not a curated record. Gene Ontology annotation, molecular function: protein-folding chaperone binding; misfolded protein binding.
AAAAUACGAGUCAUCUGUCAUAAAUAUUCAGCACAUUUAGUACGUCUUAGAGCGAAAACGAAAACAGAAAGAUCGAGUAGAGUUACUUCUGUGAGGAUAUGAAUUGUGAUAACCUCAUUUUACUGACUGCCCUAUGUGGCAUCUGGACAGUGAGCAUAUCACUGGCAAAGAAGGACUAUUAUGAGAUUCUGGGGGUUAAGAAGAACGCCACAGACAAACAGAUCAAGAGGGCCUUCACAUUGCAAGCCGUUAAAUACCACCCUGAUAAAAACAAAGACAAGGAUGCACAGGAAAAAUUUGUAGAAAUAGCUAAAGCCUAUGAAACCUUGAGUGAUCCUGAGAAGAGGAAGAAAUAUGAUCAGUUUGGUGACGAAGCAGAAAACCUCAAUGGAGGAGGAGGAGGGGGCGGUCAACCGUUCACGUUCAACAUGAAUGACUUUUUCCGUGGAUUCGACGAAGCGUUCAAUGCUCACCAGGAUGGGCACCAUCGUCAUCAGGAAGGAUUUAAAUUUCACUUUGGAGGAAAUGGUGGACAGCAAAACACCAGAUUUUUUAAUUUUGAUGAUUUAUUUGAGGACGAUGAUGAUGACGAUGGUGAUUUCUUCUCCUUUGGUGGGAGUCCAUUCGGUCAUCACAGCAUGUUCUCCUUUGACGACGACGAAGAGGACAUGUUCGGACAUCAAGGUCAAGGUCAUUAUUCCCGCUCCCACAACCACAAUCACCGCGCUCACCACACACACCACAGAAACCUACACCAUAACUUACAUCACAUGCACAACAACAUGCAUGGUAACUUUGGUAACAUGAGAAUGCACUCUUCUGGUUUUCAUAGUACAGGAGGUCGGACGUGUCGCACUGUGACUCAAAGAGUAGGAAACAUGGUAACGACCCACACGGAGUGUUCAUAAUGUGUACCCCUAAACUGAUAACCUUUACUGUGAUAUUAUUCGCGACCUCGUGGUGCUUGGAUUAUCUAUAUUUAACUCCCCCUGACAAAGUCGGGAGGAGCCUAUAUCAGCAGGUGAUUGUUAAUCGUAAUUUUCCGUAAUUUAUAAACAGACCUCGCACAGUUUCAUAAAAACAUUUGUUGGAUCCUGUGGGGUGGCUGUUUUUUGAUCCUCAGACACAAGGAAUGAAAGUGUACAUACAAGUGUUUAGACUGCUUGUUGGUAAUAUCAAAAAGUGCUGUGUGAAAGUUGAUUGCUGAUGACAGAAAAUUAUUGUUGAAAUUAAGCACACAAAUGACAAAUUAAUUUUCACUUUUGUUUUCCUGUUUUUUUUUUUUCAAUGUUU